This is a messenger RNA of Prunus armeniaca (apricot), 1323 nucleotides long. The record is from the annotation of a GenBank genome assembly. Lineage: Eukaryota; Viridiplantae; Streptophyta; Magnoliopsida; Rosales; Rosaceae.
AUGCACAACAAUACGAAGGAGUUUGAGGGAGAGAUCAUGCACGGCCAAGUCAAGUUAAUGAGGUUGUCAAAGGAUCCAAACUGCAAAGAGGUUACGGCUAAAGCUAUCAUCUUGAGGAGUGGUAAAGAGAUUGGAACCAAUCCCGAAAUGUCCAAACAAAGCCCAAAAGAGAACGAAAAGCUGCUGCCCAAAGAGAAGGAGGUGGACAAAGCCACAGCAAGGGAGGAACAACCCUUGCCGCAGUCCCCCAAAGCUCCUACACAACCAAACUCAGGUAAGGUUGUUCCAAAUUCAACUCAUUCUAACCCUAUUCCACGAAAUGUGCCUUUCCCUCGCAGGUUUAUGCAAUCUAAGAAAAAAGAGAAUGAAAAAGACAUCUUAGAGACUUUCAGGAAGGUACAAGUAAAUAUCCCACUUCUUGACGCAAUAAAGCAAGUUCCAAGGUAUGCUAAAUUCCUGAAAGAGCUUUGUACAACAAGGAGGAGGAUUUCGAACAAAGAAGUGGUAAGGUUAAGUGAGAAUGUUUUCGCAGUUUUGCAACGAAAACUUCCACCUAAAUGCAAAGAUCCAGGUAGUUUCACAAUCCCUUGUGUUAUUGGUAACACCAAGUUUGAACAUGCCAUGUUAGAUUUAGGUGCUUCCAUUAAUGUUAUGCCAUACUCUAUUUAUGCAUCUAUGAACUUAGGAGAGCUUAAAAACGAUGGCGUUAUAAUUCAAUUAGCCGAUCGUUCUAAUGCAUAUCCGAAAGGAGUUUUGGAAGAUGUUUUGGUGCAGGUUAACCACUUGAUAUUUACAGCAAAUUUUUAUGUGCUUGAGAUGGAGGAUUCGGCUUAUUCUACACCAUUGCCAAUCUUACUUGGACGACCUUUCAUGAAAACAGCCCGAACCAAGAUCGACGUGUUCAAGGGGACGUUGACAAUGGAAUUUGAUGGCGAUAUCAUUGAUUUCAAUAUUUCUAAAGCUAUAAGGUACCCUAUUGAUCAUCACUCGUGUUUCUCUAUUGAUGCAUUUGAUUCUUUGGUGCAGGAAUAUCUCGAAUCCCUAGAUAGGGAUGCCCUUGAAACCACCAUUGUUCAAGGAAUUGAACUCAUCACCAAUGGGGCCAAACCUAAUCAUGAAGAAAUUGGCGAGAUGGUGGCUGCCCUUGAGUCAUUGCCACAAUAUGUUGGUAAGCCUCCAAUGCCAAUUCCAAUUCCCAUUUCUACUAACAAGUUGUUACCUUCGGUGAUUCAAGCACCCACUCUCGAGCUUAAACCAUUACCGAAUCAUUUGAAGUAUGUCUUCUUGGGAGAUGAAGAGACUUUGCCCGUCAUAGUCUCUUAA